Cladocopium goreaui is the source of this 1430-nucleotide messenger RNA. The record is from the annotation of a GenBank genome assembly. Lineage: Eukaryota; Dinophyceae; Suessiales; Symbiodiniaceae.
CCGAGUUGGUGACUAGUCUGCCUCGGUACGCUCCAUAUCGAUUCUUCAUGUAUUUAUAGUCUGGCCUUUUGUUGUGGUUUUGCAGCCGCAUGAAGACGCUCACAGCUUUGUCAGUCCUGCUCUUGGCGCUUUGCGCAGGUGCACGACAUCCACAGGUGCGACGCCAUGGUUGGAUGAGCCCAACCAAGGAGAGCUCUGAGAGCUCGAGCUCAUCUUUGCAGAGUUCUUCAAGGUCGUUCACAACGCUUACCAAAGAGUACCCUUACUACCACAGUUCAAAGGAGCUUCUUGAGGAGGCCCGGCGAUUGGUGUCUGGCUGCAAAUCAGCUGCUUUGAGAACCAUCCAAGAGGGAGAUGUCUCGAUGGAUGUGGUGCAAAUGAACUCGACCCGGUCAGCUCAAGCGGCGCGGAACAAAGUUUUCAUCCUCUUCGGUGAACACAGCCGUGAGCUCAUCAGCCCCGAGACGGGGCUUGCUUUGUUGCGCGAACUUUGCGAAGGCAGCUCGGAGUUGUCGAGAGAAGUGCGGCAGGACUCUGAAUUUCUGUUGGUGCUCAAUGGAAAUCCCAGAUCCCGGCCUGAAGUUGAAGGCGGAGACUACUGUUUGCGCACGAACCCAAAGGGGGUUGAUCUAAACCGGAAUUGGGACGAAGAGUGGCAGAAGGAUUCAGUGUCCCACGGCGAAGCCACAAAUCCAGGCCCCGCCCCGUUUAGCGAGCCAGAAACACGCCUCCUUCGGUCAUUGGUUUCAGAAUACAAGCCGACCACCUACCUUUGCGUGCACAGUGGGACACUGGGACUCUACAUGCCAUGGGCCUUUGACCAAGUCCACGCAGCGGAUCGUAACCAGAAGGCCAUGAUGAGCGUUCUUGAAGAGCUGGACAGAAGCCAUUGCCAAUGUCCGUAUGGUGCAGCAGGAAAAGAGGUUGGCUACAGUUGUCCAGGAACGUCUUUGGACUGGAUAUACGACAAGCUUCAGACGCCCUUUGCUUUUGCCUUCGAGAUUUAUGUUGGCAAUGGGCAGAUGGCGAUGCUCAAGGAGAAGUGGCGCCAGAAAGCGCACGCAUCCUCUGCGCUGCAGAUUAACCACCUGGCGAAUGCACGACCAGACUUUUUCAAGGCACACCCAUCCGACUUCAUACAAGUGUCAAACACAGAGGUGGCUGAAAGCAAGAACAGUCGCGACUGCUUUGAGCUCUACAAUCCUGCCAGCGAGGACGUCUUUCAUGCCACGGUGAAUAACUGGGUCACUGCGUACCUGGAAAUGGCUCAAAAGGUGUCCAAGCACUUGCAGGAUGGAAAAGGAGCUUGAAGGGGCCAAAGGGCCGGGCCAAAGGGCCACGCCAAAGAGAUUUCGUUUCACGAAAUUCGAGUGUUACAGGCUUUGAGUCUCUAGCUCCAGCGCACCAAGAUGACAAUGCGGGGCAGAGCA